Camellia sinensis is the source of this 1992-nucleotide messenger RNA. Its product is annotated as calcium-dependent protein kinase 10. Lineage: Eukaryota; Viridiplantae; Streptophyta; Magnoliopsida; Ericales; Theaceae. Gene Ontology annotation, molecular function: ATP binding; calcium ion binding; protein kinase activity. The record is from RefSeq and is a predicted model, not a curated record. Gene Ontology annotation, biological process: protein phosphorylation.
AUGGGUAACUGCAACACCUGCGUUCGACCCAACACCACCGAAGACCACCACCACCAAAAGACCCACAAACCCAAGAAAUCUCGAAACCACACAAAACCCAACCCAUACUCCACCGAUUCACCAGCCCCAAUCCGAGUCCUCAAAGACUUCAUCCCCCUAAACCACCGUACCCGAAUCGUCGAUAAGUACAUACUGGGUCGCGAACUGGGUCGAGGCGAAUUUGGAGUCACAUACCUCUGUACCGAUCGAGAAACCAGAGAAGCCUUAGCUUGCAAAUCCAUAUCGAAGAAGAAGCUGAGAACAGCCAUAGACAUCGAGGAUGUUCGGAGAGAGGUUCAGAUUAUGUCGAGCUUGCCUGAUUUCCCCAAUAUUGUGAGGCUGAGAGCAACCUAUGAGGACAACGAGGCUGUGCAUUUGGUGAUGGAGCUGUGUGAAGGUGGAGAGCUUUUCGAUCGGAUUGUUGCGAGAGGGCAUUACAGUGAGAGAGCUGCGGCUGGGGUUGCGAGGACGAUUGCGGAGGUUGUGAGGAUGUGUCAUGAGAAUGGUGUGAUGCAUAGGGAUUUGAAGCCUGAGAACUUCUUGUUUGCGAAUAAGAAAGAACAUUCGCCUCUUAAGGCGAUUGAUUUUGGGCUCUCUGUGUUCUUCAAGCCUGGGGAGAGGUUUUCAGAGAUAGUUGGUAGUCCAUACUACAUGGCGCCAGAGGUUCUGAAGCGGAAUUAUGGACCAGAGGUUGAUAUAUGGAGUGCCGGUGUGAUUCUCUACAUUUUGUUAUGUGGGGUUCCUCCAUUUUGGGCAGAAACUGAACAGGGUGUUGCUCUGGCAAUUCUGCGGGGCGUGAUUGAUUUCAAGAGGGAACCAUGGCCUCAGAUUUCUGAUAGUGCCAAGAGCCUUGUUCGGCAGAUGUUAGAGCAAGAUCCCAGAAAGCGUCUGACCGCUCAGCAGGUGCUUGAACACCCUUGGAUACAGAAUGCAAAGAAAGCUUCAAAUGUCCCAUUAGGAGAUAUCGUGAGAACAAGGCUCAAGCAGUUCUCUGUGAUGAACAGAUUCAAAAAGAAAGCCUUGAGAGUAAUUGCAGAGCACUUAUCAGUUGAAGAGGUUGAAGUGAUCAGAGAUAUGUUUGCAUUGAUGGACACUGACAACGACGGAAAAGUAACAUAUGAGGAACUGAGGGCAGGUCUGAAGAAGGUUGGUUCACAAUUGGCUGAACCAGAGAUGAAGUUGCUGAUGGAUGUGGCUGAUGUUGAUGGGAAUGGAGUACUGGAUUAUGGAGAGUUCGUAGCCGUAACAAUCCAUCUACAGAGAAUGGAGAACGAUGCACAUUUCCGCAGAGCAUUUAUGUUUUUUGAUAAAGAUGGAAGUGGUUAUAUUGAGCUUGAUGAGUUACGAGAAGCCUUAGCAGAUGAAUCAGGUGAAACUGAUGCUGAUGUACUAAAUGAGAUCAUGCGAGAGGUUGACACCGACAAGGAUGGGCAAAUCAGUUAUGAUGAGUUUGUUGCAAUGAUGAAAACUGGAACCGAUUGGAGAAAGGCAUCUCGCCAGUAUUCGAGGGAGAGAUUCAAGAGCUUGAGCCUCAAUCUGAUGAAGGAUGGUUCAUUGCAGCUCCAGGACGGUCUUACUGGUCAAACUGUCGUGGUUUGAGUUCAAAGGGUCCAUUAUCUUGUUUCGUCAACACCCACUGAUUGUUUCUGCUUUCAAAAUUCUCGAUAAGUACAUGGAAAAAGCUCAGAUCUGAGUUUACUGAAAAAUGCGUUUUAUUAGGAGUUGGAGUCCACAAUAUUCUUUUAGUUUUGUGGGGUGGGAUUUGUUUUUUCUUUUGGCGGCAUGAAAGAGUAUGUAUGGGAGAAAAGCCCAUUCUGUUGCAAGGAAUUGUGAAAGCCAUAUGUUACAGUUUUCAAAUUUGUGUCAACCUUUGUAUAUUUGGCCUUUUGUUAUUUGUGUUUUGAUGAUUUAGCCAACAUUUGCGCUUUGGAGACUCUAUGUAAGAGUUGUUUA